AUGCCCUACAAAGAUAUUAACAAAAGACGCGAGGCUAUACGCAAGAGUGUGGCGAAAUUACGAGCCAAAAGAAAAGGCAUUACACAUGACAAUAAUGUAAACCCACAAAAAGGAUUUACUAAAAAAAAUGAAAGAAUGUUGUUUCAGAAUGAAAUAAAAGAAUGGAGCCAAAACAUCACCGAAAUCAUUAAUAACCUCCGCACAACCGGAAAGGAAAAAAAUGAAACGAACGAGCCAAAACCAGCCCCCGCAAGAAAAUCAUCCGGAGAGAAAACCCCCCAAGAAAAAAAAGAGAAAAAGCAACUUGACAGCCCUGGAAAAAUUAAAGUUGAUACUGCCGAAUUAGAAAAACAAACCGGAAUUAAAAAAGACUGGAAAAGUCCGGAAUGA
Molecule: messenger RNA, 390 nt
Organism: Cetraspora pellucida
Lineage: Eukaryota; Fungi; Glomeromycota; Glomeromycetes; Diversisporales; Gigasporaceae
Source: the annotation of a GenBank genome assembly